GAUCAGCCUGGUGGAGCCGGGGCCAGUGAUGACGGAGUUCGAGGCGAAGCUCUACGAGGAAGCCGAACGCGCCGACUACUCGCGGACCGACCCCGAGACGGCCGAAAUCUUCACCAACGUCUACCUGAGGAACUCCAGGGACGUCUUCACCAGCCUGGGCCAGACCCCCGAGGACAUCGCGGAGCACACGCUGCGGGUGAUCGAGGCGGCCCGGCCGCCCUUCCGGCACCAGACCAACGCUGCGUACACGCCGCUGGCCGCGCUGAAACACGCCGACCCCAGCGGCGCCCUCGUCACCGACGCCUUCUACAAGCUGGUGUUCAAGUACGACGCGGUGCUGCGGCUCAGCCUGCGCGCCAUCCGCCUGCUGCGCUGG
Messenger RNA from Merops nubicus (carmine bee-eater), 376 nucleotides. Its product is annotated as retinol dehydrogenase 8-like. NCBI's taxonomy places the organism in Eukaryota, Metazoa, Chordata, Aves, Coraciiformes, Meropidae. The record is from RefSeq and is a predicted model, not a curated record. The transcript has 2 exons. The annotation marks the transcript as partial.